Anopheles moucheti is the source of this 1308-nucleotide messenger RNA. RefSeq lists its product as uncharacterized. The record is from RefSeq and is a predicted model, not a curated record. The coding region runs from base 7 to 1230 and encodes 407 amino acids. Lineage: Eukaryota; Metazoa; Arthropoda; Insecta; Diptera; Culicidae. The transcript has 4 exons.
UCCAGGAUGACGUACAAUCAAGACGAGCUUGAGGCCCCGGCCUGGUUGAAUGAUGAGUUCUUCCGUGACGUGAUGCGUGAAUCGAAUAAUGAUCCAUCGAUCGAGCUUACCAGUGCGUGUGUGUUGCGUCCAGGCACCAACAAGGGUGACCAUUAUGCUAGUGUUAUGUUCCGGACGACUGUUAAGUAUCGAUCGGCCCGUUCCAUUGAAGAGAAAUCGAUUAAUAUCAUUAUGAAAACGAAACCCGAAGCAGAGGGUAUGAAAAAGGAGUUGCUUGACGAUGAUGGACUGUUUGCGAUCGAAAUCGACAUGUACAGCAAGACUCUACCGGAGAUGGCGCGAAUGUUGAAGGAAAUAGGAGAAGAGUAUAAGUUUCCUCGAUAUAUUUAUGGAUCACUGAGGCCUCGGGUCAUCCUUAUUCUCGAGGACAUCAGUGAUCAGGGAUGGGUGAUGGGAGAUUUUAUCAGCACUCUGGAUGAAAUGAAGCCGAUAGUGAGGGAUAUAGCAAUGUUUCAUGCCGCAUCUGUGAUGAUAGAAAGCUCGGACUCUACGUUCGCAGAUAGAUACUCCUACUCAAUAGCUGAAAAGUUAAUGGCCUUCGAAGGAAUGGUGAAGAAUGGCUUUGGAAAUUUGAUGCAGCUUACAGUGUUGUAUCCGGAGUUCGCUCACUUUGCCAAGCCCUUAGAAAAGUUUCAAGAAAAUAUUCGUGAAUAUUUCGUUUCUGACGGAAAUCGUUCAAAUCAGCCUACAACUUACCAAAAAGUGCUGAUACAUGGUGAUUUUCACACUAAAAAUAUGCUUCACCAAGUUGACACUGCUGGAAGACAUACGGAUACGAUACUGAUCGAUUAUCAGGUCUGUAAUUGGAACUCACCUGCUGUCGAUUUAUAUCAUCUGCUGGAUAUGAUACCCACACAAGAGGUAAAGGAUAAUCAUCGAUCUGAGUUGAUUUAUUUAUACUACCAACACUACAGUGAUCUACUGACACGCCUGGGUUUCCUGGGAAAGAUUCCAACCUUGCUGGAUUUACAAAUAGAACUUCUACGAUAUUCCAGCCUUGAAUUGUUCCAUUACGCCAUCUUCAGCACAGUCCGGUACAUGGACCAAGGCGCUAUCGAUAUCGAGGCAAUGCUGAAAGGUGAAAUCGAUAGUCCCGUUGCCCAGAAUCCAGAGUUCAAGAAGCUAAUGCAUAGAGAGCUAACACGAUUCCUUCACCAGGGAAUUUUAUAGAAUAUCUAGGCCUUGGGCUAUGUUUCCACAGAUGGCCAGGAAAUGUCAAAGUGACCUCUUACAUUAGUUCAUCUAUUA